Messenger RNA from Phragmites australis (common reed), 1933 nucleotides. RefSeq names its product sugar transport protein MST1-like. Gene Ontology annotation, molecular function: carbohydrate transmembrane transporter activity. The record is from RefSeq and is a predicted model, not a curated record. The coding region runs from base 514 to 1728 and encodes 404 amino acids. Lineage: Eukaryota; Viridiplantae; Streptophyta; Magnoliopsida; Poales; Poaceae. The transcript is spliced from 5 exons.
UGCUGUCACCCGCUCCGCUCACAGCAGACUACCAACAGAGCACGCGAGGGUUCUCCCAGCAAACUGCCGGGCGGGCCAUCUGGUGUGAGAAAAGAAAACCUAUCCCACGCAGGGUUCGCGGUCUCUCUCGCUCCCUCUCGGUGCCCCCUCGUUGUCUCGCUUUCUCCUCCUCUUGCUCUCGUGACCCUUCCCAUUCUCCAGCCCCAGCUCCAGAUAGGCGCAGGUGAUACGAGCACCCUUGCUUGUCAGGAUUUGUUUGCUGCUCUUCCAACGAUCUUUCAUUCAGUUGCUGUUCGCCUCCACUCCAAGGAUCUUCUGCGGCUCUCAACGAAUCGUGGCGCGGCGACCCUCCAAAAGCUCGCCGCCGGCGUGAAGAGUCGCGGUCCGGCCGUCAGCGGCGCGGGGCCCACGGAGGAUAAGGGGUAUUGCACUAAGGAAGAAGAACAAGUGGGUGCUUCAUUUUGCGGUAUUCUCUAGAACACUCUCAAGCAGUUUGUAGCAGGUGCUUUAAAGAUGCAGUCAUCAGUGAUGGCAUUCUUCCCUAACAUUGCCACAGCAAAGCUGGAGCUGCAUUAUCUGUACAGGAAAUAUGUAAAUAUGUUUGGGAUAUCAUCAAACAAUUCUACGGUUGGCUGCCACCUCACCCGCAAAAUGUCGCACCUUCCUGUCCAGUUGAUAGACCGUACCUUUUUCAGUACUGGUACUGCAAUUCGGAGUAUUGCCAUCAGCUAUGGAGCUCUCAUUCUCAGGUGGUUACUAAACAAAACUUCUGCAGUACAGCGCACAUUGAUUUCCCGUGCCAUGAGAUCUCUAUCUUGUUGGUGCGGCUCCUUGCCAUUCUUUGUCAGCAUUGGUUUUCUGAUAUCCAGGCUCUAUAGCUACGCUAUGAUCCACAACCAUACUUAUGGCCGGCAAUUCAUCCUUGGCCACAAUGCCAACCUCCAGGGAGAAUCAACCAUGGGAAUGGAGAAAAGUGAGUUGUGCAAUGAGCAGCCCUUCUUGUCAAGUUUACUUGGGCACAAGCGAGACUAUGUCCGCCUAGCGCUUCAGUGUAUUUGUUACCCUGCCAGUUUGAAGGUUGUUGAUAUAACACAAAAGAAGCCCAGCUACAACAGACCGCAGCGCAUACGUAGUGGUCAUGACACAAGUGCAUUUUGGAGGAUCAUAUCAAGGAAUGAGCAAUACCUGGCAUACAUGAUGGUGCUGGCGGCGUUGCAACUCUUCCUACUGCUUGCCAGAGUGAAUGUCACCACAUUGUUCUUGCCGAUGUUGUCACCAAUCACAAGUUCCAAGAGCAGCGCAGCAGUGAUUGGAAAUAUCAUGCUGGUUUUGGUUAACUCCUGCGGCAUUCUUGGGUCAGCCUUGGCAGCGAAACAGUAUGGCAGGGAGGUGACAUUCACCAUCGGUGUUAUUCUGAUGGUAUUUUGCCAGGUCGCAAUUCCAUUGAUCCUAGAAGUUCAGAUUGGAGUAGGCGGUGGAACUCGCACGCCGAUGGGUUACACAACCACAAUGUUCGUGUUGACAUGCGUCAUCUCCUGUGGCCUCAGCUGGUCAUGGGGUUCGUUCUUCUGGACCAUUCCUGGUAAGAAGGUUCACUCAGCUGGACAGGUUUUGACCAUCGCUCUGAACUUUGGCGUCUGCUUCGCCCAAAUGCAGUACUUCCUGCUGGUACUGUGCAGGCUGAAGAAUGUCAUCCUUGUAUACUAUGCAAUGUGGAUCUGGUCAUGAUUGAUGUUGAACUGAGGAAAGAUGGCUAGAUAAGUGUGUGUUAACUCAGAUUAGCUGAGUAGGUAGUUUGGUGGAUGUAAAUAUGCUCUUUUCCCUUUCCUUUCUUGGCCUGCCUUGUGCAGUUUUCUCUGUGUUUUGGUGCUAUUUAUGUAGGGUUCUGCACUGCAAGGAAACGAGGCAUCUUAUGCUGGUUGACAUUCUCCUA